Rubroshorea leprosula is the source of this 519-nucleotide messenger RNA. NCBI's taxonomy places the organism in Eukaryota, Viridiplantae, Streptophyta, Magnoliopsida, Malvales, Dipterocarpaceae. The record is from the annotation of a GenBank genome assembly.
UGGUUUUAUGGUGCUAGAAUAUGAGCAAUUCUCAGUAAAAUCCUAUGUUUUCAGCUUUGGGAAAUUGUUACUGGAGAUAAUAAGUGGGAAGAAGAAUAAAGGGUCUUAUGAUCUCAACCAUAGGCUUAACCUUAUUGGCAAUAGUAGUAAGACUGCACUCUUACAGCCCAAAGAACCCAGUUUCCCUGUUGACAAGAAAUCACUCAGAACAAAUUCUUCAUCCAGCCUGAAUCAUCUUCAACCAAUGCACUUAGCCACUCAGUGUUGAAGCCACAAUAAAGAUAUUUAGCUUGUGGCUUGUCACAGCUUAGCAAGCUUUGGGUAUAAGUCCUUGAUGCUGUUGGUGUGUAGGAGUUAGAAUCCUCAGUCUACUUGAAAGUCAAGCAAAUCAGUGUAUUAUGAAAACAGGAGGUUGCAGGUUAUGACUCUUCUUUGUAUCUUUUUGAAAAGUACACACAUAUGCCCUCUUGGAAAUCUUUUUUUACUGCACAUUGAUGAAUAUAAAAUGCAAGGAGCUUG